AUGGAAACCAGGAAGGAGAUGGUGAUGUUUCUGGAAGGAAGUCCCCUCGGCCCUCUGGUCGCCAAGAGGGCGCCCGCCUUGGCCGAGAGCGUGGCGAGUCCAGGGCAGGAGCCCCCGGACAAGAUGGCCCAUCGGAGCUGCCUGAGCCCCCGGUCCGGCGCCUUGUCCUCCCGGGAGAGGAGAGGAGGAGGAGGAAGGCUGGAGGCGGCGGCGGCGGCAGAGGAGGAGGAGGAUGAAGAGGAAGAGGUGGAAGUGCUGCCGGGGACAGGGACGGUCCCGGAGAGCCGCUCCGCCGCCGCCGCGCUCCUCUCGGCCGGCCCGCAGCCCCCCCUCCCCCGCCUGGCCGCCACAGGCCAGCAAAGCAGCUCGGACACCGAGUCGGAUUUCUACGAGGAGAUCGAGGUGAGCUGCACCCCGGACUGCGCCGCCGGCAACGCCGAGUUCCUCCAGCACAGCAAAGGGCAGUGCUCGGAAGCCUCGGCAGGCAGCCCCAGCAGCGGGGGCGACCCCCCGAAGAGCGGAGGUGGUGGCGGCGGCGGCUCUCAAGGGUCGCUAGCCUGCAGUGCGAGCGAUCAGAUGCGCCGCUACCGCACGGCUUUCACCCGCGAGCAAAUCGCCCGCCUGGAGAAGGAGUUCUACCGGGAGAACUACGUCUCCCGGCCCAGGAGAUGCGAGCUGGCGGCCGCCUUAAAUCUGCCGGAAACCACCAUCAAGGUGUGGUUCCAGAAUCGGCGGAUGAAGGACAAGAGGCAGCGCUUGGCCAUGACCUGGCCCCACCCGGCCGACCCGGCCUUCUACACCUACAUGAUGAGCCACGCCGCGGCCACGGGCAGCCUCCCCUACCCCUUCCCCUCCCACCUGCCCCUGCCUUACUACUCCCACAUGGGCCUGGGGGCCACCUCGGCUUCCGCCGCCGCCGCCCCCUUCAGCUCCCCGCUGAGACCGCUGGACACCUUCCGGGUCCUCUCCCACCCCUACCCCCGGCCGGAGCUGCUCUGCGCCUUCAGGCACCCCUCCCUCUACGCCGGCCCGGCCCACGGACUGAGCGGCGCCGCGGGGGGCGGCCCGUGCUCCUGCCUGGCGUGCCACGGGGGCCAGGCCAACGGGCUGCCCCAGCGGCCUUCGGGAUCGGACUUUACCUGCUCGGCCACCACCCGGACGGACUCUUUCCUCACCUUCACGCCCUCGGUGCUGAGCAAAGCCUCCUCGGUCGCCCUGGACCAGCGGGAAGAGGUCCCGUUGACCAGAUAG
Gekko japonicus is the source of this 1251-nucleotide messenger RNA. RefSeq names its product even-skipped homeobox 1 (gene EVX1). Gene Ontology annotation, molecular function: RNA polymerase II cis-regulatory region sequence-specific DNA binding; DNA-binding transcription factor activity, RNA polymerase II-specific. Gene Ontology annotation, cellular component: nucleus. Gene Ontology annotation, biological process: regulation of transcription by RNA polymerase II. The transcript is spliced from 3 exons. The coding region runs from base 1 to 1251 and encodes 416 amino acids. The record is from RefSeq and is a predicted model, not a curated record. NCBI's taxonomy places the organism in Eukaryota, Metazoa, Chordata, Lepidosauria, Squamata, Gekkonidae.